AUGGAAGAAGCGCGUCUUGCGCGACUGGGAAAGCGGAAGCGAAGAGCUUCUCCAGAUAGACCAUCGAAACAAGUUUCGAAGCAAGCAGAGGCCAAAACUUCCAGUGAGAUUCGAUACCCAAAGGGCGCCAUCAAGCGCACCUGGGCAUACAAAUACCCUCGAACCGAGGAUAUCAGCAUCGAAGAGGUUUUGCAAGCCCCCACUCUCAACAUAGCCGUCUUGAGUUCUUUCCAGUGGGACGAUAGAUGGAUAUUCCACAAGGCAGACCCGAUGAAAACCAAGCAAGUAUGGAUAAUUGGUGCCAAUACAGAUGCGAUAAAACAGAACAUCAUCCAAGAGCUUGCUGAAUGCAAUACUCCGAAUGUGAAGCUGCAUUUCCCACCAAUGCGUGCCACGACUACUAUGCACAGCAAAUUGAUGUUGUUGUUCCACGAAACGCACCUUAGAAUCGUGGUCCCAACAGCCAAUCUGAUGCAAGUGGAAUGGGGAGAGACAGGAAAGGAUCCAAAGUCGGUGGGUUCAUGGCAGCCUGCGGUUCUCGAGAAUACUGUAUUCCUAAUUGACUUACCGCGUCGAGUUGAUGGUGCAGUUUCGGAGAAGCUUGAAACUACAUUUGGGCAGUCGCUGAUGGCGUUCCUCGAAGCACAAGAGGUUGGCCAGAAAGUACGCGAAGGCCUCCGAAAGUUUGACUUUGCCGAAACGAACCGUCUUGCGUUUGUUCAUUCGAUAUCAGGGAGCCACUCGACUGGACCCCGGCGUAACGAUACUGGACUACCUGGUCUUGCAGCAGCCAUACGUCGGUUGAACCUGAACAACGUUGAACGCCUCGAGUUGGAUUAUGCAUCGUCCUCUAUAGGUGGGCUGAAAGAAGAAUUCCUCGAAAAGCUGUACUUGGCUGCCAGUGGGCUCCAGCCGCUGAGCAGCAAAGCUCCCGAAGACUGGGCGGAUCGUUUUCGUGUCUACUUCCCAACCCACGACACCGUUAUCAACAGCACGGGAGGUGUAGAAUGCGGCGGAGUCAUUACUCUGAAUUCGCGAAGCUACAAUGCUCCUACAUUUGCUCGCAGAUGUCUCCGGACCCAUAUAUCAACCCGAAGUGGUCUCUUAUCGCACAACAAGAUGCUGUUAGCUCGAGGCCGCCAAAAGGAUGGCACGCCUUUUGGUUGGGUUUAUGUCGGGUCUGCUAAUGUGACAGAAUCGGCAUGGGGCUCACAGAGCAUCCUAAAAAGCGGAAAGGAGAGUGCAUUGAAAAUCAACAAUUGGGAGUGCGGUGUUGUGGUCCCCGUGCCUACAGAAAAACUGCAGGGUCUUGCUGAUGGAGAGGUCCCACCGAUGAAUGUGUUUCAGGGAACCGUGGAGGUGCCAUUCAAGGUUCCAGGAGAGAAGUACGAGGGCAAGAAGCCCUGGUUCUUCAUGGACCAGUAG
This is a messenger RNA of Paraphaeosphaeria sporulosa, 1425 nucleotides long. RefSeq names its product phospholipase D/nuclease. NCBI's taxonomy places the organism in Eukaryota, Fungi, Ascomycota, Dothideomycetes, Pleosporales, Didymosphaeriaceae. The record is from RefSeq and is a predicted model, not a curated record. The transcript has 2 exons. Gene Ontology annotation, biological process: double-strand break repair; single strand break repair. The coding region runs from base 1 to 1425 and encodes 474 amino acids. Gene Ontology annotation, molecular function: 3'-tyrosyl-DNA phosphodiesterase activity; single-stranded DNA binding; double-stranded DNA binding. Gene Ontology annotation, cellular component: nucleus.